CGAAAUCCGCGGCACGCACACUCGCCCAAACCGCAGCUUCUGGCGUUCUGUCCAUGGUUUUCGUCUCGUCGUCGAAUGCUUGUCAGCGGCGCACCACAACAAUCUCAGCUGUAUGUACACUUGAACAUCUGCUGCGCAAGAGAGGCGGCUUCCACCACAGCUACGCCCACCCUCCCAAUGUGGCUGGACUGGUGUUCCACUUUUGAAGUUGUCUUGCGUUCUCCUGGCCGUCUGUUUUCUCCUUUCGCCUGGUCUAGGGGAAGAGAGAGCCUCUGAACCCUUUGGUUUGCUUACGUCGUCCGUUGUCCGUCUGUCUCUUGGCACGAAACAUCCCGGUUACCCCGUCGAUCGGCGUGUGUUUCGCAGGUGUUCUUGCUGCUUGCCCCUCCGUCUGCUGUCCAUUUCGUCUUGCCUUGUGGGCAAUCACGCCGUUCUGGCGGUUCUGCCACCGAUUUGUUUUCUUUCCUGCAUUGCUGCGAUUUAUUCCGAGCCUAUUGCCCUCGCUGGGCUCUCAGCGACUCCAGUUCACUCCUACCCCGAUUUUUUUUUGUGCCCGCGAAGAUGUUGGAAGCCAAGCUCCAGCACGCCAGCGUCCUCCGCCGGCUGUUUGAGUCUAUCAAGGACAUGGUCAGCGACGUCAACCUGGACUGCGAUGAAACUGGUCUCCGCCUUCAGGCUAUGGAUUCCUCCCACGUCGCCCUGGUCGCUCUGAAGCUCGAUGAUGUUGGCUUCGUCCACUUCCGCUGCGACCGCGAACGGUCGCUUGGCCUCAACCUGGCUAGUGUGUGCAAAGUCUUCAAGCUCUGCAGCAACGCAGAUUCUUGCAGCAUUCAAAACGAGGAAGAUUCCGACACUGUCACAUUUGUCUUCGAGAACGAAGCUGACGAGAAGCUGUCGAGCUUCAGUCUGCGUUUGAUGGCCAUUGACCAAGAUGCCUUGCGUGUCCCGGAAGAUGAGACUGCCCACGACGUCACUGUUACCAUGUCUGCUCGAGAGUUCGCAAAUGUCGUCCGCAUCAUGGGCGAGUUUUCCGACAGCGUCAGAGUUGAGGUGGACAAACUGGGCGUCAAGUUUGUGACUCAAGGAGACCUCGGAGUCGGAGAGGUUCUGCUGAAGCCCAAGCCUUUUGCGAAUGGCGACGACAGCGGAGUAGAGAUUAAGGUUAACUCUCCGGUGUGCCAGACGUAUGCGGUGAAGUAUUUGAACUAUUUUGCAAAGGCGGCGUCGCUGAGCAGCUCUGUGACUCUGUCGCUGACAGAUCAGAACCCAAUCGAGGUCCGGUUUGACAUUCUGGAACCUGCAUCCGGUGGUACCGCCUCUGGCGACCGGGCUGGUGAUGAGUCGCAGGGCGACGAGGGGCGAGCCCAGGGCAGGAGACAGGCGCAGCAGCCUCGCUCGUGCAUCGGCCACGUGAAAUUCUUCCUGGCCCCCAAGAUGGACGACGAUGCAAUUGGAGGCGAGGAAGGAGGCAACGGCGAGUCCCGGGGCAUGGACGACUCUAUGAUGGAUGAGUGAGGCGUAUGACGGAAGGCUCAAUAAGUAAAGACGAGAGACAGUUGUCUGUGAUACCGUCACUAAAGUAGGGGAAUGUGCAAUCGAGGCUCUCCGGCGUGGAUGACGCAGAGGGACUGGGGGAUCGCGAGGGAGGUAGCAAGGGAAAUGUGGAGGAGUUCCGGGCGUGCUAGCACAUUGAUGUAUGGGCAUCCAUGAGCGUGUACAUGCUUCUAAAGGGGCGAGUCGCGCGUGACCUCAAGGUGCAGGAUGACAUCAAGCGGUGCGAGGGUUUAAGGGAUUCGGGUCGAAAGCGACGGCAGGGAACACACUUGUUGGUUUUUCCCGGUACGGAAAGGUAACGUCCCAGGGGCGGUCGCUUGGAAGAUAUGGGAAAGUCUUGGCAUCGAUGGUUUCCUUCGAGGUGAUCUGGUAUCCGGAACCUGGGGUGGGGUACUUUUUCAAAGAGUGUGAAGCUCCCUCGGUUUUCACGCCUAUACUACCGUGUCGGGCUGCUUCUAGUGUCGCCGUGGAUCGUUUGUCUCGUCUUUCCUCACCGGGAAGGGCGCCGUUUGAAAAGGGGGGGACACACUCGAAACCCCCACAGUAAGGCGUGUCAACAAAUGCAGACUCCUUAUCUGUCACAGGAAAGUAAAUCGUGGGAAUUGCCAACGCAGGCACACACACAUGUCGAGAUACUUAAGGAUGAUCUUGCCAAACAAACCAGCGUCUCCCGCAGAGCUCUGUUCUCGACAGGCCCUAAAGGGAGAUUGCGACGUAGGAUCGGAGCACAGCAUUCGCAAGUGUGGGAAUUCUCGAGUUCAGUUUUUUGUUUCUCGGAUACUGCAUACGCCGUUUACAAAGUAGGGAAGCGGCAGCGACUUCCGCAAUUUUCUUGGGGACCCGUCUGGUGCACAUAAACUGCUAAAACCGUUCAUUUGCCCCUGAUUUUAAUCACAGAACAAAACAGGAGAGCUGCGAGGGGUUGGCAUCUGUGAGCCGCAACUUGAAGCCCUGCCGCAGCAAUCCAGUGAUGAGCUACGGUUUCAAGAAGCCGACAACAGGACUCCAGCUAAAGCGGUAGUUGCGUUGUUUGGCAUCUCGAAAUGAAGGGAACCACGGAGAACCUAAAGAAACGGAAUCCAUUCCGCGCGGCUUUCACGUCUUCUGUGUGUCUGAUGGACUUGGGAGCUCGAGAAGUCCUAAUUUGGAAUGGGGCUCUACUAAUUCAUCCAGCGUGCUCAUAUAUGCCUUUAUCAGAUCAUGUCUUUGGUCACGCUGUUGUCUUGAACUAUUUCGGAGGUGUCGGAUGGAACCGUUUCUGCUCCGCCAGCUGCAGAAGCCGGCUGUGCACACUUUGAGCAAGUGCAGCGCCUGCAUGGUAGUGAGUGCUCGUUUUAAACGCACGUUGGAAACACGCGACCGCCUUGUCUAUUCGUUACAGAUGCAUAAACGUUUCCUGUUUACAACGACGCUCUUAAUGAUAUAUUCGUGAAGGAGCAUCGAGCGUUACAUUUAAAUUGAUACGGAUUUAUGGGCACGUGUACGUACGGAUUUCCCGUGUCUUCUGGUUCCGGGAGUGUGUGUGGACGGGUCCGUUUCCUCGCGGAUCAUUCGACUGUCUAUAACUUGAGGUACA
Toxoplasma gondii ME49 is the source of this 3130-nucleotide messenger RNA. It is a transcript of the gene PCNA1, whose product is annotated as proliferating cell nuclear antigen PCNA1. Gene Ontology annotation, cellular component: PCNA complex. The transcript has 4 exons. Gene Ontology annotation, molecular function: DNA polymerase processivity factor activity; DNA binding. Bases 562 to 1515 code for a protein of 317 amino acids. Gene Ontology annotation, biological process: mismatch repair; leading strand elongation; regulation of DNA replication. The record is from RefSeq and is a predicted model, not a curated record. NCBI's taxonomy places the organism in Eukaryota, Apicomplexa, Conoidasida, Eucoccidiorida, Sarcocystidae.